Cylicostephanus goldi is the source of this 96-nucleotide messenger RNA. NCBI's taxonomy places the organism in Eukaryota, Metazoa, Nematoda, Chromadorea, Rhabditida, Strongylidae. The record is from the annotation of a GenBank genome assembly.
AUGACGUCGGUGAAUUACAAGGAUACCGGUGGCUAUGAGAAUCCACCCAAUAUAGUGGAUGCUUCUGGAAAUGACUCCCAUACGCUUUCCACCGAG